Messenger RNA from Aspergillus terreus NIH2624, 1506 nucleotides. Its product is annotated as serine/threonine-protein kinase bur-1. Gene Ontology annotation, molecular function: cyclin-dependent protein serine/threonine kinase activity; ATP binding. Gene Ontology annotation, biological process: protein phosphorylation. Gene Ontology annotation, cellular component: nucleus. The record is from RefSeq and is a predicted model, not a curated record. The coding region runs from base 1 to 1506 and encodes 501 amino acids. Lineage: Eukaryota; Fungi; Ascomycota; Eurotiomycetes; Eurotiales; Aspergillaceae. The transcript is spliced from 7 exons.
AUGGGUAUCACAUCACUUGAGAGAGACGCCAAUGGGACCCCCAGAUUCCAGGGGUGCACCAGCAUUCGCGAAUUCGAGUUUUUGGGGAAGCUCGGCGAGGGAACUUUCGGAGAAGUGUACAAGGCAAGAUCGAAAAAGGACAACUCCCUGGUCGCGUUGAAGAAGAUUCUCAUGCAUAACGAGAAGGACGGGUUUCCAAUCACCGCCUUACGCGAAGGGCGAAAGAAACCCAGCAUGUAUAUGGUCACGCCAUACAUGGAGCACGACCUUUCGGGGCUAUUGGAGAACCCAGCUGUGCACUUCACCGAACCUCAGAUAAAAUGCUAUAUGUUGCAGCUCCUGGAGGGGUUGAAAUACUUACACGGGGGAAUCCUCCAAAUCGCCGAUUUUGGAUUAGCACGACCAUACGAUGAACCCCCGCCGCAACCAGGGAAGGGUGGAGGAGAAGCCAAAAGGGAUUACACAACACUAGUCGUGACACGCUGGUACCGACCCCCGGAGCUUCUCCUCCAACUACGACGUUAUACGACGGCCAUCGAUAUGUGGGGCGUAGGAUGCGUAUUCGGAGAGAUGUUCAAGGGAAAGCCCAUUCUCGCCGGGAGAAGUGACCUUAAUCAAGCACAACUCAUUUUCAGCCUUGUAGGCACACCGUCAGAGGAGAACAUGCCUGGAUGGAGCUCUCUACCAGGCUGCGAAGGCGUCAAGAACUUUGGAAACAAACCAGGAAAUUUGCCCGAGGCUUUCAAAGAACUGAGCCCGGUCGCCAUCUCACUUCUUAGUGAGCUUCUAAAACUCGACUGGCGGAAAAGGAUAAAUGCCAUUGAUGCAUUGAAACACCCCUAUUUUACCACUCCACCGCUCCCUGCGCGCCCGGGCGAAAUCCCUCAUUUCGAAGACUCGCACGAGCUCGACCGACGAAAGUUCCACGGCCAAAGGGCUGUCAUGCCGCCAGCACCCGCAGGUGGUUCCGUCGGCAUGGGCGCAAAUGGAGGUUGGACGACAAAUUCGGGCCCAAGAGGAGGAGAUAACAGAAACAGUCGAAUCCCCGGCGCCGCCGCGGCGCGCAUGGCGAGACCCAAUGCCCAUGGGAAUCAAGGGAACUCAUUCCGACGCUCGGACAGUCGGAGCAACGAGCCAUAUACGUCACGCGCCAGACCAGGCCCUGAGGACUCGAACAGAGCACCCGCGCCCUGGGCAAAGGACGGCGGCCUUCCACCCAAACCGCCCGUACCUAGUCAUCAGCCGUGGGCUGCAGGCCAUGGCCGGUCCGGACGCGAUAGACCCUACCAGAGCCGCUCGGGCCCACGUCCAGAAGGCGCUAUAGACUCAUACCACCCGAACUAUUCUGGCGAUCGCGGCCGUGACAGUGAAGGUCGGGCCUCAAACAUUGGCAGCGAUCGAUCUGGGAGACGCGAUUAUGCGAGGGACAAUCCACCACGAAGACGUAGCAGAAGCCCAUAUUCCAGGGAGGGCUCUCGGCCUGGUGAUAGGCCGUCAUAUCGAUGA